This is a messenger RNA of Panicum virgatum (switchgrass), 1686 nucleotides long. Its product is annotated as AUGMIN subunit 8-like. Gene Ontology annotation, cellular component: centrosome; nuclear microtubule; cytoplasm. Gene Ontology annotation, biological process: centrosome cycle; spindle assembly. The transcript is spliced from 6 exons. Bases 51 to 1136 code for a protein of 361 amino acids. Gene Ontology annotation, molecular function: microtubule binding. Lineage: Eukaryota; Viridiplantae; Streptophyta; Magnoliopsida; Poales; Poaceae. The record is from RefSeq and is a predicted model, not a curated record.
CCUCAGAGGAGCCCUCUAAGAGGGUAAUUGAGCAACAUAGAUGGCCAGCCAUGAUAGGUGGGCAGGUGCCAAAGAAUCUCAUGUCAAGAAGUAUUGACCUUUCUGACAAAGCUACCAGACGGGUCCCUUUGGCAAAUACUUCAAGAGGCCUUUCACCAAGGAAGACCCCUUCUGUUGAAUCUUCAGUCAAAGGGUUAAAUCCAUCAUUGGAUGAAGUGGCAAGAAGUUUGGCUAUUCAGGCAAGCAGAAGCUAUGACAGGGUAGACUCACAGAAAACAGAGAGAUCUAAAUCUGUGAGCCGACCAAACAGAACAAUUACUUUUCCUGUUCCAAUUCUACAACGCUCAUCAUCCCCAAACAAGGCAUUGUCAGCUGCAUCCUCAACUUCCAGGGCCUUUCAGAGCCCAUCUCGGACAAGGCCUUCAACACCCUGUCGGUCCCAAAGUGCUGGAGCUAUUCAAGCUAGUGUUACAUCUCAUAUUAACUACAUGGUUGAUGCGAGAAAAGGAAAGAAAAAUGCCAGCCAAAUUGAAAACAUCCACCAACUGCGUUUAUUGUACAAUAGACAUUUGCAGUGGCGCUUUAUAAAUGCCUAUGCAGAAGACACUCUAUGUUUUCAAAAGGCCACUGUUGAGAAUGCCAUUUAUAAUGUUUGGAGGAAUACUAUAAACCUGCGGGAUUCUGUUAAUACAAGAAGAAUAAUGAUGCAGCACCUUCAGCAAGAACUUAGGCUGUACAACAUUCUGAAAGAACAGAUUGCUUACCUUGAACAGUGGCCAACACUGGAAAGGGAUAAUAGUAUCUCUUUGUUUGGGGCAACUGAGGCUCUGAAAGCAAGCACCCUGCGGUUACCAGUUACAUCGGGAGCUAAGGUUGAUGCAAUUGCUCUCAAGAAUGCUGUAAGCUCAGCUGUUGAUGUCAUGCAAGGUUUGGGUUCAUCUGUUUGCUGCAUGCUUUCAAAGGUCACAGACAGGGAAUCCUUGGUUUCAGAACUCUCUGUCAUAGCAGGACAAGAAAAGGUUAUGCUUGAUGAAUGCAGAGAACUCUUAGCUACAGCUGCAAAAUUGCAGGUGCAGGAGUCCAGCCUACGGACACAUCUUAUGCAACAGAGACACAGGCUUCAUGAUAUGAAUUAAGAAGUUGAUCAAGAUGAACAGGUACAACUGCUCAAGUUGAACCUGCAACUUAAGAAAAUAUCGUGCAAACUGCAAGAGGAAUCUGUACAGAUGAAAUAAUAGGAACAGAACAAAUUGUUAAACAUCCCCUGGAGAUCAUGGUGUGAUGCUGUGCAGCUAACUCCCCACAGGCCACAGUGCGUAGAUAUCAUAGGUUUACUUAAAGACCUCAUCAUAUGUAAAUUGUUUUCACCAUAUAGGGCACUCCCAGCUUUUCUAGCCCUUUCUUUCUUACAUUUGUUCCCUGUAUAGAGUGGAGCCGUCUUCUUUCCCAUUGUAUUUUUUUGGCAUCAGGAAAGAAAUACAUAGAUGAAAUGGGUGGGCAAAGAUGGAGAAUUUAUUUCAAUUUUCCUUUUUAGAAACCUGUAAGAUUUUGUAGAUGCGCUCUCUUUGUAGUGGCGUAAAUAACUGAAAAGGUUAUCUGGUGAGCGCUGACAACUUACUCGUGUUCGGAUUUCUCUCUUCUGUACCCAAAAGUACCUAGUUGGAACAUCACAUCGGUUUUUAAGCA